AUGAAUGGUUUGUAAUAGAAAAUAUUACAAUUUAAUAAUUUGGGUAUCGGGAAUGCUUUAUUGAUAAUAAUAUGUUCACAUUAUCUCACAAUUAAAAAGAAUAAAUAUCUAUUUUUGAGACAAACAGUAGUUUUCAAGUUCGAAUGA
This is a messenger RNA of Paramecium pentaurelia, 147 nucleotides long. NCBI's taxonomy places the organism in Eukaryota, Ciliophora, Oligohymenophorea, Peniculida, Parameciidae. The record is from the annotation of a GenBank genome assembly.